UUUUUUACUUACCAUAUUCUACGAAUAGGAUAUCAUUUCCGCGUAAUAGGGUAUAACUCGCUAAAAAUUAAUAAGCGUCUCUUGACACCGAUCACAUGACCGGUGUUAUAGUAAACAGACGCUUGAUCCUCAGUUAAAAAUUUUGCGAGCUAGGGUUAACAUCGCUGAUAAAUCCGUUUACAUCGGAAUUAUUUUGUAUUGAUAUGACUGAAGCGGCAUUGAUUAUGAGGAAGGAGGGUUUAGUUGACAAUCCUACUACGGAGGAUGAUCGUUCUUCCUCGAAAUCUACCAAAAAUUCGUCGUCUAAGGGACGGACUAUAAAGCAAGAUGUCGCAGAUUUUUCACUUCGACUUUCUCAACAAGAGGAGAAAUUCGCGAGCAUGGAGUCGAAAAUGGAUAAUGUGCUAGCUAUUCUUUCAACAAGGAACUUUAAUUCUGACCAAAACGAUUCGUUCGGCGAUCGUAGGUCUUCCACUGGUGUUAAUUCUCGGCAGACUUCGGGUCUUGGCCAUUUGAGAAUUGAAACUGAAACUCAUCCUUCACCACAACAGGGUGAAGAUGAUGAACUUUCUUACAGUCCUACGCGGGAGAAUUAUCGGGAAAACUGUGACACUUUGUCUAUUUGUGUUGGCAAAGAUGAAAGUAGAAGUUUUCUUGACACUUCAGUUUGUUCUGAAACUACGAAUGUGAACGAUGACAGUGAUCGUUUUUUAAAAUAUCUUUCAGUGAAAAAAGAUAACAUGACUAGUUCCUUAGGGGAAAAUCAAGAGUCUCAAUCUAUUAUGAAGGACAGUGAGUCUUUGAAUGUGAACAAUUUAGGCGACAAAUUUGGUGCCGAUGCUGUGACUUCUCACACUAAUAAGUCUUCAGUUGGACUUGUACUGGAAAAAAAUCAGAUUGAUACUUUGAAUGAAUCUUGGCGGUCGGCGCAUCCAAGUAAUCUAUCUUCUUACCGUGAUGUCUACAGGAAAAGUUUUCCUAUUGCUGCAGACUUUGAAAAUUAUUUGAAAGUUCCACAGAUUGACAUGACAGUAGAAGAACUACUUCAGACUAGACACAAUGAUGAGAACUUUGCUUUUGGCAAGCACCCAUCUUUAUAUUCAAAACAAAUGAAAGGUUUUGAGAAGUAUGCCUACAGUGGUCAGUUAGCCUCGCGUAUGGGAAUUAUUACUGUUUGCUACAUCCAACAAGCCUUGGGGACUUUGUUGGACACGUUACAACAGAAAGAUGUAAAUAUUGAUGCUGCAAUACAAACUGUUAGGGACACAUUUGCUAUUUCAGCUAAGUCUUUGGAUCAGAUCGCCAGAGCUGGGGCGUUUCAUCAUCUGAUUCGCAGAAAUGCAACUUUGAUAGAUACUGGCUUAUAUGGUUACAAAGGCUACUCACAUGCAGUUAUGUCACUUCCUUUAAGAGCCGAUGGCGUUUUCGGCACAGAUUUUGACAAAAAGAUUGAAGAAAAGAGUAAAUUGAGGAAGAAUUUGAAUGAUUUCCUUCCUGAAGGUUUGAAACGUUCUGCAUCAGGCGGACAUAAACGCAGAGCUACCACAAAUAUCACAAUGACAUCAGAUCCUAAGAAACCUAGAACAGGGUUUGUAGAUUACCGUGGUAGAAACAACACACAGUCGUUCCUGCCGUACAACUCCAGUGGUGGCUUCAACAAACCGAAGAGUGGUUUCAGGUCAGCUACAAAAUCUAAGGCGCAAUCACGACGUUCCGACGAUGCGCCGACAUUCAAGCGUUAAGAUUAGGCGAAGGUUGGGUGAACGUCCAGAACAAAGGGGUCACAUUCUUGCGGCCAGGGUUAUCCAAGCAGGACCGACCAGGACAUUUUGGCAGUAAGAUUUUUGUACCUGCAUUUAAGGACAAGAAAUCAUUGGACCCCAAACGUACUUUGUAUUUGUAUUUAAAGGCAACUGAGAAAUACAGGACUGUUGAAGGUAAAGAUGUUACAAAGUUAUUUCUGAGCUAUGUGAAGCCACACAAACCUGUAUCUACUAAAACUAUAGCACGCUGGAUAACUGAUAUAGUUAAAAUGGCUUACUCGGACAAAAACUUCAGAGUAAAAGGACACUCAACAAGGGCAAUUGGACCUUCUUGGGCGCUAUUCAAUGGAGCCUCCAUGUCUGCUAUCUUAGAUGCAGCUGAUUGGGCCAAGGAAAAUACUUUCACAAAAUUCUAUUUACGCAACGUUGAUCUCUGUGUUCUGGACCAAAAAACUGUGUAAAUAGUAUCGGUAAAACAAAGACAGAAAAUAAUUUUGCGAGUUGCAAUUUGGAAACUAUUGAUUUUUGAUAAAUUAUUAAAUACAAGAAAGAUAUUCUUGGGGUAUAUAUAUAUAGCAUGUGUAGUGUGUCACAGGGUGAUAUACAUGUGAUUCCUUAAGUGUUAAUUAAACACAGUUGUAUAUAAUAUUGGAGGAUAUUUAAUGGACAGUUAGUUCAGAAAGAACAGGAGUCCAGAGCUAUAAAUAUGUGGGUUGUAUUGUGGUUUGACUUUAAAUGAAUGGAUAAGAUUGGAAAUCUAUUAGAGAUGUUUCUCAAUACACACAGCAAAGAUUACCCGCCAUCCAAAGAAGAAGCUUUGGAAUCUAUCCUAUUCGUAGAAUAUGGUAAGUAAAAAACGAAUGUGAUGAAAUUGAAAAAUUUGAACUUUUCAAGUUGAAAUUUUAUAAAUGAGUUUUUUACUUACCAUACAUAUAACCCACCCAUCCUCCCCUCAGUAUCUUUGCAUUUUAGCAAAAUUUUAACUGAGGAUCAAGCGUCUGUUUACUAUAACACCGGUCAUGUGAUCGGUGUCAAGAGACGCUUAUUAAUUUUUAGCGAGUUAUACCCUAUUACGCGGAAAUGAUAUCCUAUUCGUAGAAUAUGGUAAGUAAAAAACUCAUUUAUAAAAUUUCAACUUGAAAAGUU
This is a messenger RNA of Mercenaria mercenaria, 2909 nucleotides long. RefSeq lists its product as uncharacterized. Lineage: Eukaryota; Metazoa; Mollusca; Bivalvia; Venerida; Veneridae. Bases 204 to 1742 code for a protein of 512 amino acids. The transcript has 2 exons. The record is from RefSeq and is a predicted model, not a curated record.